Molecule: messenger RNA, 1629 nt
Organism: Camelina sativa (false flax)
Lineage: Eukaryota; Viridiplantae; Streptophyta; Magnoliopsida; Brassicales; Brassicaceae
Source: RefSeq, a predicted model, not a curated record
UUUACUCUUUAUAGAAUUCGCAACAUAGGUUUUGGUGUGUUUGAUUUUGACCAACAUUUAGGGGGGUUUGUAUUUACUUCUUUUUGGAGUUUGUUUGGUAUUUGGGACUCAAAAAAGAUUUCAGUUCUUGUGCUCUUAUCUUCUCGUUUCUCACAAUCUUUUUAACUUACUUUAGACAACAAGUCUGUCUCUUGAUGAUGAUUCACAUAUGGGUUUGGUCAUUCGUGUGGUUUUGCGUAAUACCCAAUCCCAAAGAUCUUACCUUUUUUUUUUCUUGCAAGUUUCCAAAUCGGGUUUGAAAUUCGACAAAGAUUUUCACAUCCAAAUGGCUAUGCAAACUGUGAGAGAAGGUCUCUUCUCUGCUCCACAGACUUCUUGGUGGAAUGCUUUUGGAUCUCAGGCGCCGUUGGCUCAUGAGAGUCUUGCCGGAGAUUCUGACUCGUUCGUCGGAGUUAAGGUCGGAUCUGCCGGAGAGACAGAACAAAGUGGAGAUAAACAGAACAACUCUGUAACUCACUUAGCUUUCUCACUUGGUGAUGUAAAGAGUUCAAGGGUUGUGUCAAAGUCUCAUGGAGCUGUUUUCACAAUGCAAUCGCCUAGUUUGGAACUUGGAUUUACUCACCCAUCGAUCUACGCAAAGUAUCCUUAUGGUGAACAACAAUACUAUGGAGUUGUUUCAGCCUAUGGAUCUCAGAGCCGAUUAAUGCUUCCCCUGAACAUGGAAACAGAAGAUGGAACCAUCUAUGUGAACUCAAAGCAAUAUCAUGGAAUCAUAAGGCGACGUCAAUCUCGUGCAAAGGCUGCUGCUGUUCUUGAUCAGAAGAAACUGAGUACUAGGUCUCGCAAGCCAUAUAUGCAUCAUUCACGCCAUCUCCAUGCAUUGCGCCGUCCUAGAGGAUCCGGUGGGAGAUUCUUGAACACUAAAAGCCAGACCUUGGAAAAAAGCGGGACCAAUGCAAAGAAAGCUGAUGGAAACAAGCAGGUUCAGCCUCAGCAGAGUAAUUCUCAGAAUUCUGAAGUUGUUCAUCCGGAAAGCGGAAUCAUGAACUUAUCGAAUGGACUAAAUGUCACGGGAUCAGAAGUUACAAGCAUGAACUACUUUCUGAGUUCUCCUGUUCAUUCUCUUGGUGGCAUGGUAAUGCCUAGCAAGUGGAUAGCAGCAGCAGCAAUGGAUAAUAAUAGCUGCUGCAAUUUCAAAACCUGAUCCUUUACCGUUUCACAGUCAAAGUGGGAAAAGAGAACUCUUGCCUUGUAAAAAGGACAAUGAGUUUUUCUUUUUCCUUCUUGGUUUAAAGGAUUCUCCUUUUUGCCAAUCCAAUUGGCUGUGAACAGGCAAAUCAUCUUUGGCUCAUUCUCUUCUCAGUUAAGGUUUCUUCGCCGGCAGGUUAAAAGAACCUUGAUUUAUCCUUCAGUCUAAAAGUAGUUAAAAACUGGUGAAGAACAAUGGUGGGUUUGGUCACUAACCCCACUUGUUCUCCAACUAGUAGUGUGUGUGUGAAGAAAACUCUUGUUCUCUGAUUUUCUGAUUUUGUCGCUCUCUCGCUGUUUUUGUGUGUAUCUCAAACAACUGUAAGAACUUUAUAUGUUAUGUGGCUUGUGUAACAUAUUUAAGACGUGUGUUUUUGUAUA